AUGAGUUCACGCUGGCCAUUCGUGGCUUGGGGUAUGGAUGUAGUUGUCGAUCCAUCCGCUUCAAAUGGGCACCAAUUCAUUUUUGUUGCCAUUGACUACUACACCAAAUGGGUGGAAGCAACAUCGCACAAAUCAGUGACAAAGAAAUUAGUAGCCUAUUUUGUGCAAAACAACAUCAUAUGCCGCUUCGGCAUACCCGAGUACAUCAUAACGGCUAACAGGGAAAAUCUUAACAGUCACCUAAUGAAGGAUAUCUGCGAGCAAUUCAAGAUUAAUCAUCGGAACUUAACUGCCUACUGGCCACAAAUGAACAGAGCUGUAGAAGCGGCCAAUAAGAAUAUCAAGAGGAUAUUGAGGAAGAUGACAAAUAAUCACAAGGGUUGGCACGAACAACUGUCAUAUGCUUUACUGGGAUACGUCACAACAACCUGUAUUUCAAUAGGGGAAACUCCGUACUUACUUGUUUAUUGUACUGAAGCAGUCAUACUUGCCAAGGUGGAAAUACCAUCAUCGAGAAUAACUCAAGAAGCUAAAUUAGACAAUGGAGAAUGGGUCCAAGCUUGA
Lycium barbarum (goji berry) is the source of this 564-nucleotide messenger RNA. RefSeq lists its product as uncharacterized. Gene Ontology annotation, biological process: DNA integration. NCBI's taxonomy places the organism in Eukaryota, Viridiplantae, Streptophyta, Magnoliopsida, Solanales, Solanaceae. Gene Ontology annotation, molecular function: nucleic acid binding. The transcript has a single exon. The coding region runs from base 1 to 564 and encodes 187 amino acids. The record is from RefSeq and is a predicted model, not a curated record.